Molecule: messenger RNA, 1269 nt
Organism: Humulus lupulus (European hop)
Lineage: Eukaryota; Viridiplantae; Streptophyta; Magnoliopsida; Rosales; Cannabaceae
Product: mitochondrial uncoupling protein 3
Exons: 2
Coding region: 60-974 (304 amino acids)
Biological process (GO): response to cold; transmembrane transport
Source: RefSeq, a predicted model, not a curated record
GAUCAUAUCCGGCCUCGGCGGUGUGUCGAUGUCGUUUGGGUUGGAGCUGGUGGUCGUCCAUGAAGAUCCAAGAGAAUGGAGGUCAGCGGAGCUGGACGAAGAUUGCUCUGACUUCGCUCUCAGCUAUGGUGGCGGAGACGACGACAUUCCCCAUAGACUUGACGAAGACCAGGCUUCAACUCCACGGCCAGUCUCUUUCCUCCACUCGCUCCACUAACGCCUUCCGAGUGGCCUCAGAGAUCGUCCGCAGCGAUCAAGGCCUUCUCGGUCUCUACAAGGGCUUGUCACCCGCCAUUCUCAGACACCUCUUCUACACCCCAAUUCGAAUAGUUGGCUAUGAACAUUUCAGAAGCAUAUUUGGAACCGAUGCUGACUCGCUUUCUCUCUCGUCCAAAGCUCUCAUCGGUGGUCUCUCCGGCGUUGUUGCUCAGGUAGUAGCAAGCCCUGCUGACCUUGUUAAGGUGAGAAUGCAAGCUGAUGGUCGUAUGGUCAGUGAAGGCCUUCGGCCUAGGUACUCAGGACCCUAUGAUGCUUUAAACAAGAUUGUUCAUUCAGAAGGAUUUGGAGGACUUUGGAGAGGGGUCUUUCCCAAUGUUCAAAGAGCAUUCUUGGUAAACAUGGGAGAGUUGGCUUGCUAUGACAGUGCAAAACAUUUUGUUAUCCGGAAUAGAAUUUGCGAGGAUAACAUAUAUGCUCAUACCUUAGCCUCUGUAAUGUCAGGCCUUUCGGCCACUGCUUUAAGUUGUCCUGCUGAUGUAGUCAAGACAAGGAUGAUGAAUCAGGCAGUUGGCAAAGAGGAGAAUCUUGUGUAUAGGAAUUCUUAUGAUUGUUUGGUUAAGACUGUCAAAAUUGAAGGACUCAAAGCACUUUGGAAGGGUUUCUUCCCUACGUGGGCUAGGCUUGGUCCUUGGCAAUUUGUCUUCUGGGUGUCUUAUGAGAAGUUUAGGAAAGUUGCAGGGCUUUCUUCCUUCUGAUAUAAUAAUCUACUGCCAUUGGAUUCCUUUUCACAAGCUUUUAUGGUCGGUUGAUUGAAAAAAAACUUAGAUUUUAGAGUUGGAGCAUCUAUUGUUAAGAUUAGUUUACUUUUUCAUAGUUGUUUACUUUCUGUAAACUAUGAUUAGAUAGCAAGCAUAAAAAAAUACUUGCUUUUAUCUCUGUUCCAAAAAUGGAUGAGUUAUUGGGAGAGCUUGCUAAAUGUUGCUAGGAUGUAACAACUUUCGCUCGUAUUUCAUUUGCACAAGUUAUUGCCUUUUAGAGUUCAAUAACCAA